Erythranthe guttata (spotted monkey flower) is the source of this 1705-nucleotide messenger RNA. RefSeq names its product WD repeat and SOF domain-containing protein 1. The record is from RefSeq and is a predicted model, not a curated record. NCBI's taxonomy places the organism in Eukaryota, Viridiplantae, Streptophyta, Magnoliopsida, Lamiales, Phrymaceae. Gene Ontology annotation, molecular function: protein binding. Gene Ontology annotation, cellular component: small-subunit processome; nucleolus. Gene Ontology annotation, biological process: maturation of SSU-rRNA from tricistronic rRNA transcript (SSU-rRNA, 5.8S rRNA, LSU-rRNA).
CCUAUUUUUAAGUUAUAUUAGACCCUAAACGGUCAAAUUAUUUUAUUUGUUGUUUUAUUUUAUCUUUCCUUCGCAUCUCCGUCCUAAAACCCUAAAAUCCCACUUUCUGCACUUCUACUUCGGUCUCUCUAGGGUUUUUGAAUUUCGACGCACAUUCACGCAAUGAAGGUGAAAGUGAUUUCUCGCUCUACGGAUGAAUUCACCCGGGAACGAAGCCAGGAUCUUCAGAGAGUUUUUCGUAAUUUCGACCCUAAUCUUCGAUCCCAAGAGAAGUCUGUUGAGUACGUUCGCGCUCUUAAUGCAGCUAAGUUGGAUAAGAUAUUUGCACGGCCGUUUGUUGGAGCAAUGGAUGGGCACAUUGAUGCAGUCUCUUGUAUGGCUAAGAACCCAAAUCAUUUAAAGGGAAUAUUUUCUGGUUCCAUGGAUGGAGAUAUUCGUCUUUGGGAUUUAGCCACCAGGCGGACGGUAUGCCAGUUUCCUGGUCACCAGGGUGCAGUACGCGGUCUGACAGCAUCAACUGAUGGUCGUGUUCUUGUGUCAUGUGGAACUGAUUCAACUGUAAGGCUCUGGAAUGUCCCUAUUCCUUCUCUUAUGGAGUCCGAUGACAACGAAGUCAAGCCUCUAGCAGUCUAUGUUUGCAAAAAUGCCUUCCGGGCUGUUGAUCACCAGUGGGAUGGUGAUCUUUUUGCUACAGCUGGAGCUCAAGUAGAUAUAUGGAACCACAACAGGUCUCAGCCUGUUAACAGUUUUGCAUGGGGUAAUGAUACGUCCAUAUCUGUACGAUUCAAUCCAGGAGAACCAAAUAUAUUGGCAACAUCAUCCAGUGAUCGAAGCAUUACAAUAUACGAUCUACGAUUGUCAUCUCCGGCAAGAAAGAUUAUUAUGAGUAAUAAAACUAAUUCUAUAGCAUGGAAUCCAAUGGAGCCAAUGAACUUUACAGCUGCAAAUGAAGAUUCCAAUUGUUAUAGUUAUGAUGCUCGGAAAUUGGAUGAGGCUAAAUGUGUGCAUAAAGACCAUCUUUCUGCAGUUAUGGACAUUGACUACUCACCAACUGGUCGUGAAUUUGUAACUGGAUCUUAUGAUAGAACUGUUAGAAUAUACCAAUAUAAUGCCGGUCACAGCCGAGAAAUUUAUCACACCAAGAGAAUGCAAAGGGUAUUCUGUGUCAAGUUCAGUUCCGAUGCAAGUUAUGUUGUCUCUGGGAGUGAUGAUACAAACCUUCGACUUUGGAAGGCUAAAGCAUCUGAGCAACUUGGAGUUCUUUUGCCAAGAGAACGUAAAAACCACGAAUAUCUGGAGGCAGUCAAGAAUCGUUACAAGCAUCUUCCUGAGGUUAAGCGCAUAGUCAGGCAUAGACACUUGCCGAAACCAAUAUACAAAGCAGCUUCUCUUAAGCGUAUCCAAAAUGAUGCUAUAAGGAAGAAAGAUGAAAGGAGGAGAGCUCACAGUACCCCAGGAAGUAUUCCAAAGAAGCAAUUACGUAAAGAUAGAAUUCUCAAAGAAGUUGAGUAAUUUUUUUUUACUGGGAUGUGUUUAUGUACAUGUUCUUUUAUUAUUACCGUGUAUUUCAAUUAAAAGAAUUAUUUAUAGCGAUAACAUUUUAGACUGUACUAUGUAUGUUGGUCAUGGCCUGAGCCACCAAUUUUUGAGCGAGUUGAUUUUUUGUUCGGACAUUUGGUAAAAUCGAGAACUUCCAAUAUGUGAU